CCGAGCGGGGGCGCCGCGGCGAGGAGGCGCGGUCGGAGCGGGAGCGGCGAGGCCCAUCUUGCUGCCGCUCGUCGGCCGCGCUCGGGGAGGAGGGCCCUAGGCCGGCGUGCGGCCAAUCCGGGCGGGCGCUGGAGGCGAGCAGGGCAGAAUGGGCUGUAGUUUAGUGAAAUAGGAAAGCUGCAAACAGUGUGGAGUGCUCCCGGUGUAAAUAAAAGGGGGAAAAGAAAAGUUUCUGCAAGUCGCAGCUCUGCAGCCUCGCUCGGGCACCGGCGCGGGGGGUUGUGCGUCGCAAAAGCCCAACACACUGGACUUUAUUGUGCUGCGUUAGCACGCUCUUCCUAUUGUUUGUGUUUUUUUCAAAAUAUGGCAAAGGUUCAGGUGAACAAUGUAGUGGUGUUGGAUAAUCCUUCUCCUUUCUACAAUCCUUUCCAAUUCGAAAUCACAUUUGAGUGCAUAGAGGACCUGUCUGAAGAUUUGGAAUGGAAAAUAAUUUAUGUGGGUUCAGCUGAAAGUGAAGAGUAUGAUCAGGUGUUAGACUCUGUUUUAGUAGGACCUGUUCCUGCGGGCAGACACAUGUUUGUAUUUCAGGCUGAUGCACCUAACCCAGGGCUUAUUCCAGAUGCAGAUGCAGUAGGUGUAACAGUUGUGCUAAUUACAUGCACCUAUCGAGGUCAAGAAUUUAUUAGAGUCGGCUACUACGUAAACAAUGAAUAUACUGAAACAGAACUGAGAGAGAACCCACCAGUAAAGCCAGACUUUUCUAAGCUUCAAAGGAAUAUUUUGGCAUCUAAUCCCAGAGUCACGAGGUUCCACAUUAAUUGGGAAGACAACUCUGAAAAACUGGAAGAUGCAGAGAGCAGUAACCCAAAUCUACAGUCACUGCUUUCUACAGAUGCAUUACCUUCAGCAUCAAAGGGGUGGUCAACAUCAGAAAAUUCAUUAAAUGUUAUGUUAGAAUCUCAUAUGGACUGCAUGUGACUAACCACCAUCAUUUUGGUACUGUACAUGUGUUAAACUGUAAAAACAACCAGAACUAUUUCCCUCAAAUUCCAUAAGUACAUAGUUGACAAGCAAUGUGAAGAACUUGUUUUAAAACAUCCUGUAGAAAGUUUAUAUUAAAAAAAAAAAAGAAACCAAACAAACAGUAUUUGAACAAAUUGUGGAAUAUAAAUACAACUAUUUUUAAGUAA
Molecule: messenger RNA, 1190 nt
Organism: Neopsephotus bourkii (Bourke's parrot)
Lineage: Eukaryota; Metazoa; Chordata; Aves; Psittaciformes; Psittacidae
Gene: ASF1A
Product: anti-silencing function 1A histone chaperone
Exons: 4
Coding region: 364-978 (204 amino acids)
Biological process (GO): DNA replication-dependent chromatin assembly
Cellular component (GO): nucleus
Molecular function (GO): histone binding
Source: RefSeq, a predicted model, not a curated record